UGUGAUAAACUGGACUGCUUAUUCCCAUUUGGGCUGCUGCUGAUAGACGAAUCGGUUUUAAAGAACCGUCCCAAGAGCAACACGUGUGAAAAAAUAAAGAGUGUAAUACAUGUGGAUGAAAUUGGAGAUAAACCGCCAUCACAUACGAAUAUCUUCGGUCCAACGGCAGAUGUUUGAUUAUACUAUCGUGCGAAUCAUGGCUAAUACCAAUAACGAUUUCCACGAUAAAGUUCCGGCCUUUACUGCUGCAGACGUUGAACAGUAUUGAUAUUUUGGCUGUAAAACGCAAGGAGGAAAAUGAAUUCAUCCUAUCUUUGGGGCGAUGACGAAGAAUGGGGUCCGAGGUACUUCUUCACCUACUAUAGUCAGUUUGGUGAGCGGAAAGGAGCCAGUGGUGUCGAGGUCGUCAUUCUGGCUGUGACUUUCGUCGUCGCAGUGAUUGCCAAUCUGGGUAUCGCGGCCUGCGUCUUACGGUACAAGGAAAUGCGGACUCCAACGAAUCUUUGCCUUGUCAACCUCGCCGCAGCCGAUCUCCUCUUCGCCCUUGGGGUUCCUGCCGUUGCUUACACUAGACUCACACAGAAGUGGAGACUCGGAGACGCUGUUUGCAGACUGCUGCCCUAUUCUCAGUUUGUAUGCGGUUUCGUAUUGCUCUGGACGUUGACUUUGAUAUCGAUGGACAGACACAGGUGCUUGGCCGUUGCACCGUACAGAAGUGCGUUAACUGGUCCUAGAGUCGUUGCUGCAAGUCUUAUCACCUGGGUGAUAGGAGCCUCGCUAUUUUUGCCAGCCGCCUUUUGGUUCAGGCCACAGGAGGUAAACGGAGACGUUAUUUGUACGUUGAUAUUUCCAAGGAACGAGUCUAUCAACAUCUCUUUAUGCUUCACGAUACCCAUUAUCAUUCUUGCCUGCCUCUUACCCAUGGGACUUUUGGUAUACCAUUAUCAACGGAUAUUUCAGAGAAUAUUAGACACCAGAAAUAGAUGGGCAGUAUCCUGUGUAGCGCAGGGUGUCGUGGAAGGUGGAACGGUCCGACGGGAUUCCGAAUUGUCGGUUGUGAGUACGCUGGUUCCUUGGGCCGGUAGAAAAUUAUCAACAGCUUCGAUGUCCGGUCGACAAGGUCGCGCAGGAAGUCUGUCCCACCACGAAGAGAUUCGUCUGCACAAGCACCUUCGAGUGGUUCGAAUCCUGCUGCUAAACGUGGUGGCGGUUCUGGUGAUGUGGCUGCCGAUCACGAUAGUGAUGUUCCUGAUAUACAUCGACGGCCGUCGUCCAAAUGAGGACACGAACUUCUUCCUCAAGUCCCAUCACUUUCUUUGGGCGUUGGUUAUCGCCCAAUUGAACACCGUUGUGAACCCGCUCCUCUACGGUGUGUUUUCCGAAAACUUCCGGUCAUGCUUUGCCAAGUUCUGGGGAAGGGCGAGAAACAACGACCGGACCGGAAGUGGGGAAAGAGGCAGCGGCGGGACCGGAACUCGCAAGGGUGGAAGGUCGCUUGAGGCUCUUCAAGACAGACUGGGACCCAGAACUCCUAGCAGUCUGCGAACUGGUGGUAGGCCACCCAAGAAGAGCUCCAGCUGUAGCAUCGGAAGCAUCAUCGAAGUCCCGAGCUCCGAGAAGCUCUAAGUAAUCCCUAUAAUCAUUAAACCUUCUAAAAACUUCGCUCUCUGAUUACCAAAAUUGACUUGAUGAGAAUGGAAAUUGGAUUUGGACGUAAGUAAUUUUCACCCUGAGGCAAAGUUUUUUACACGACAGUGCCGUGGUUAUUAAAUGAGACAGUACGGGUCGAUUUUUGUGACGUGCUGUGCUCGGUGCCAGGAUGUUACAUGUCAAGGCUA
Messenger RNA from Diprion similis, 1838 nucleotides. Its product is annotated as free fatty acid receptor 4-like. Gene Ontology annotation, cellular component: membrane. The coding region runs from base 298 to 1626 and encodes 442 amino acids. Lineage: Eukaryota; Metazoa; Arthropoda; Insecta; Hymenoptera; Diprionidae. Gene Ontology annotation, biological process: G protein-coupled receptor signaling pathway. The record is from RefSeq and is a predicted model, not a curated record. The transcript has 5 exons. Gene Ontology annotation, molecular function: G protein-coupled receptor activity.